Messenger RNA from Liolophura sinensis, 2629 nucleotides. Its product is annotated as alpha-taxilin-like. The transcript is spliced from 13 exons. Gene Ontology annotation, molecular function: syntaxin binding. The record is from RefSeq and is a predicted model, not a curated record. The coding region runs from base 261 to 2258 and encodes 665 amino acids. NCBI's taxonomy places the organism in Eukaryota, Metazoa, Mollusca, Polyplacophora, Chitonida, Chitonidae.
GUAACGUGCUGCGAUGUUGACGGGUAUUCCUCAUGUAUUGUUAAUUCUGGCGUUACGUGAAUACCUUUUGAUGAAUAGCUAUAUUCCAUUUCGUAUAGCCUACAUUGUAAGUGCAGAUUUGUAGUAUUCAUUUACAUCUACGAAUAGCUGACAUCGGUUAGGCUGUGUGCGGAGUGCAGUAUGGUGUAGGUUCUGAGCAUCACACCAUACCUCCCAAGAGCUUCUGUGUAGAGAGUAACAAGUGAGUAUGUUCUGGAGGAAUGGGCACAGUCUUUGCCAAGGUUCGUCGCUGGUGGGAACUUGGGUCUGAAGUAUGUGCAAGAAUGGUGUUUCAGUGUGCAAAAAUGGGUGUGGAGACAACAGAAGAGCCAAGAGAGACUGACAAUAGAGAGGGAGAUAAUUCUGAGAGUGACCAGUACGAUUUUGCUCCUGAGCAUCCAACCGUAGACUCACAAGGAUUUGAACCUCGGGAAUUUUAUACUGAUCCACAGACCUCGGGACCUAGAGAACACCACACAGAACAGCAGACUGAAACUUUUAUUGAACAGCAGAGUUCUGAACCUGACCAUGCUGAACCUGUGCUAACUAACAGUGAAGACAUUUUUGAACCAAGAGAGGAGAUUUUUGAACCGCUAGUGCAUAAUACUGAAGAACAGCUUUUCCAUUGUGAACAACAAAGUAUUGCCUUUGAACGACAGAGAGAUCAGCAGCAGCCUCAGGAGGAAGAGGGCCCGAAGAACACAGAGCAGUUCCACACUCCUCCUAAAGAACAGAAAGGCGAACGAAGAACAACUGAAAUAAUGGAAGGUGAGAUGGCUGUUCAAACUCAGUCCCCGAUUCCCACUAUGGAAGAGCUGAAAAUCUCAGAGCCAAUGGAGGAUCAAGGACAGAUGACUAUGCCCAGGGUACCAGAGUUGUCUGGACAAGGGGAGACAACUCAGAGCCUGGAAGAUUUAAGCAGUGGAGGGUCAGAAGGAAUAAAUGGCAGUGAGGCUGGCAAUGGCAUCAGCGACAAUGACCAGUCUACACCUUCAUCGACAGGAAAUCCGGGAGGUGGUACAACAGCAGAGAUCACACCAACAACAACGGCAGCCAAGGACUCAUCCAGCAAAUCAUUAGGAGGAAAGAGCAAACGUAAGGAGGAUAAGGCAAUAGAGCAUAUAUUAAAAGCUCUAAACAGCCUAGAUACAACAGAGGAGAAGCUGGCAGCCUUGUGUAAGAAGUAUGCAGACUUACAUGAAGAACACAGGUUACAACAGUCCACCUUCAAACAGACACAGAAAAAACUACAAGUGACAACUCGAGAAAAGGACCAGCUUCAGUCAGAACAUAACAAGGCAGUCAUGGCCAAGGGCAAGCUUGAGAGUCUGUGUAGAGAACUGCAGAAACAUAACAAACUGAUCAAAGAAGAAAGCCUAGCCAGAGCUCGAGAAGAAGAGGAGAGAAGAAAAGAGGUGUCUGCCAAAUUUCAGAGCACAAUAGCUGAAAUUCAAACCCAGAUGCAGGAAAACCAUGAACGGAACAUAAAACUCAAAGAAGAAAAUAUAGAAUUGGGUCAUAAGCUCAAAAGUCUUGUGGAACAGUACGAGGCUCGAGAAGAGCAUAUUGAAAAGCUGAUGAAACACAAAGAUCUGGAGAACCAGCUACAUGAAGCCAAAAUGCAACAAGCUCAGUGUUUGUUAGCAAAGGAACAAGAACAGAAUCGCAAAGAAAGAGAAAUGGUGCUACUGACUAUGACAGAGACAAAGAAGAAAUCGGACCUCCAUGAAGCUCAGGAGAAACAGCUCCGCUCUCAGCUUGCCAUGUAUACAGAAAAAUAUGAUGAUUUUCAGUCGACUCUCAACAAGAGCAAUGAAGUCUUAGGAAAGUUUAAAACUGAGAUGGAUAAGAUGACAAAGAGGAUCAAGAAACUGGAGAAGGAGACAGCUAUGUGGCGAGGAAAAUGGGAGGCCAGUAACAAGGCUCUGUUAGAAAUGGCAGAGGAGAAACAAAAACACGAUAAAGAGAAGACUGUGUUUAGGGCAAAGAUUGACAAGCUGGAAUCGCUGUGUCGAGCUCUUCAAGACGAGAGACGAGGGAAGGUUACAGAAGGAGUACCAGAAGUUAAACUUGAGCCUUCAGUGACUGAGAAAGAGAAGACGUUUGAUCCGACUAAGACACCCCGAACACACCAGACGCCCCGUCUCGUACCAGUCCCGAGACUGUACAGGGUGCUGCAGGUGGGCAGGGAAAUGGACAGGCAGAGUCAGGAGAAGUAGGAGAGGCCAAUACAGCCCCUGAUCAGCAUGGCAGUGCUCAAGUCAGCCAGUCAACAGAUCAAGAACAAGCAGUAAUUCCUCCUCCAGCCACAGAAGAACCUCAACAACAAGUAUUAGCUAACCAAUCAGAUGUUAGUGGUGCUGCUCAGUUGAGCCAAUCAGAUUCAGGCUUGAGUCCAUCAACCAGCCAGUCAAAUGAUACUGCUGCUGCCCCAGCAAACCAAUCAGAUCCGCCAGCUACUGAUCCAAUAGGAGAUCAGCCUAAUUAACUACAGUGGUACCUUUGCAUGCGAGUGUGGAUUCCUUAAUUUAAAUUGCAUCUUUACAUUUUUGUUGUCCUUUUCAUUAUUUGUUCCCUUUCUUGUUUUUUU